ACAUGCGCUCACUUCCUUUUCCCUGGAGCAAAGAUGGCGGAAUACGAUCUCACCACCAAAAUUGCCCAUUUUUUGGACCGUCAUCUCGUUUUUCCUCUCCUGGAGUUCCUGUCUGUCAAAGAGGUACGAUCUUAAAUCGAUGAUAAACGAUUAAGUUUAUGUUAUACUGAUUCUAAAAGCCUUAUAUGAUCUUUAAACUGGUGUAAAGGCAACAUACGCCGGGGAGUUUGCCACAUUUGCUAAUGCUAGGUCAAGUUUCGACUCGUAACCGUGGUGCAGACGGAAGUGCAGCCUUUUCCUUUCACAAUAAAAGCGGAGGUUUUGUGGUGGCAUGGAAACUGUCUCAUUGAACCUAACUACGAAAAAUACAUUUGUGGUAUUUGCUGUGUGUCAGGAACAAACAGUUAAAAAUCGGCUCAAAACAGGGAGAUUUCACGUUAAACAUCAGUUAUCAUGGUAGCAUAACUCAGAGUUCAUUUGUUGUGUGAAUAUGAAGAGUAUUUCGGAAGUCCUUGAUGUAACAGUUGUAAACUUUACUAAAUUAAAACCACGCGGUUUUACAGAUAGCUCUCAUCUAUUCAGGGUGUGCAUCUUUUUACUUUCAGUAAAUAGAUCUGAUCAUCAUGGCACAACACGGACUGAAAUAAACCUUCGUUUAUAACGCCCCAAGCUCAAUUGUAACAGUGAUGCCCAAGCCGCAAAGCCUCGGGUUUUCUUUAUGUGCUCCCGUCUUAGUCAGGAAAGAGGGAGCUUGGUCUUGGUCUAUCAAUUGAGACAAAGAGUUAACCUAUUUCCCCAAUGCCCAACAGUCCUGUUGGGAAAUACAUGUUUCGGGUGUCCAAAAGUCGGGAAAUCACGAAAUUAUUUAACAGUGGACACCCACCAAGUUCCCUGAAAGAUGUGGGUUGGAGGGGGAGCAAGAAACAAUCGGUUUAACUCAAUUUCCAGCAAAUGAUAUGGGCCCUGUAAUUAUUGUGAUAAUAUAUUGGAAACUCAGUCUAUCAGUCAUCAUGAAUUUUUCCGUUCCACCCUUACGGGAAUAAUAUGCACCAAUAUUGUACAAGAACAUUCCCUCCAGAUCUAUUUCCCAUAAUUUUCUGUGUUUCUUAGAUCUACAAUGAGCAAGAGCUGCUUAAUGGAAAACUGGAUCUCCUUAGUGACACAAACAUGGUGGACUUCGCCAUGGAUGUGCACAGAAGCCUUUUUCCUGAGAAAGAAAUCCCUCAUAGUAAGUUGCACACACUUGAUGGAUGUGCACCAUUCACUCUGUUCAGAAUGGAUCCAGCAGUUUACCCUGUUUUACUAUGUUUUAGUACAGGAUGCAGAUAACAUGCAUUUGAAGUUUGGCUCUGACUGUUGCUAAUGACUUUUUGACCUUCUGUGUGUGUCAGCUCUGAGGGAGAAGAGGACAGAGGUUGUGGCUCAGCUGAAACAGCUGCAGUCAGAAACUGAGCCCAUUGUGAAAAUGUUUGAGGACCCAGAGACAACAAGGCAGAUGCAGUCCACCAGGUAAAGUCUUUGUAGAUUUCAGCGGUGGUGAUUGUCCGUUUUAAUGACUUAGCUUCUCAAGUCAUAUUAGGUCAUAAGUGAUUGGGCUAACAGUGGUUAAAAAACAAAACAAAAACCUAUGUCUGGUUUAACUUGCAGAGAUUCUGGGUUUUUAAGACAUGUAACUUGAAACAACAGUCAUGGUAUCAUUGAAACCAAAGGUUUUGAAAUGACCACUAUACUGCCUUUUCAUUGAAAAUGGCAUUUUUUUAGGGUUUUUGCUCAGAAAAGUCAGUCAAGUACACAACAACACAAGAAAGUAGACAUAACUUUUGUUAUUAAUCAAAAAGGAGUAAAAGUCUACAGUUUGUGUGAAUAUCCAACUUACAAAGUACUCCACAAAGAACUACAUAUUUUCAGCAUAAUAUAAAGGCUAUUCCAUAGUUUGACCCUUCAUACAGCAACAAACUUUAGUUUUUAUUUUUAUCGUUAAUUCUGAGGCUUUAACAUGGGAUCUAUAUUUUCUAUCUCUAGACUUUAACCCAGUAUGCCGUUUAAGGCAUAAGUAGGGAACAGCGCUGUAUAUGCUAUCAUAUCAUUUAAUAGAUCAUUUAUUUGUGAAGGAUACCAAAUCGUUCAGACUGUUUUGUUGGCAGUGUUUAAAGUACUUGAAACCAACUUGUAACAGUCCUGUCUUUGUGUCUACAGGAGAAUUAUGACAGAUAAAUAAAAUAUUUUUCACUGUCAGCUUUUUUUCUAUGCACACCAUGAUGUUUACAGAAGACAGACUUUUGUAGGAACUGUUAUGUGAGAUCUCGAUCCUUUUAUUUAGAGCAUGUUAAGUUUUGCCUUGUUAGUUUGCUGUCAGUGAACUGUAAGGAACAAUUUUUCUCUUUCAUUCAAUUAGCUGUGUCUGUCUUAAGUUAUAUGCUGUUGUUUCUUCAUACCAUUCAAUUAGUUUAACAAUAGGACACUCAUCUGUGAUGGAUAAAGAUUUGCUGUAAGGCCAAAGAACAUGCAGCAGAUUUAUUCCCUGUUGUGGUUGAAAUAUUACAUGAUACAGUUUCUUGUUUUCAAUAUUGUUUUGAUUGGAGGAUCUUCCAAUGGUUGAAAUGGGUUGACAUUCAAACCCCUUAAAAUUGGGGUUAAUACACAAGUCGCUUCCAGGCCUAUCUGUACUGACAGGACUUUUUGUAGCCAGAAACGAAGCCCAGCCAUCAUAGUUAAUCAUGUUAUUACUGUUUUAUAAACAACCUGUCAUUAGCAGACGUAUUUGGAUUAUGACUAUUGUCUGGUUGAUCUACGGGUUAUGUUCCUGUUUCUUAAAUCUCAAAUGAGGCGUUAAAACCACUUUUGAGGUUUCAAGUCAACAUGCUGCUGAUGGCCUCUUGACUUUUUCGGUGCAGAAGGAAGCAGUAAUGCUGUGCAGACUUCAUCAUGAAUGGUGUCCAUCUAUUAGACGUCUAAGUCAGCAGCUGCCUCUCAUCUAGUUCGCAUAAUAUUUUGUUAAACAGAAUACACCCUCAUACAUUAUAAGUAUAAUAUUUAGCAUAUUUUGUGUCGGUGAAUAUUGAUAUAUUUGCAGCACAGUUUGACAUAUGGUUUGAAAGUAAAAGCGCAUUUUUGCACUGACAUGUAUGGUCAGCGGCUCAGAUUUACUAUCAGGUCCAGUAAUGAACAGCAGGCUGACAUUCCUCACUACAGAGAACUCACCCAGGGACUUAUCUAGACCAUCAGCAAAGACAACCUUUCUGAAGCAGUAAAGAGCCCUGCUCUAGCUUAAAAAAACCUUCACUUACAUAAAGCAUGUGACAACAAAUACAUACAUGCAUGCCUAUUUAUUCAUACUUUAAAUGCAGGAAAAACAAUUUUAGUUCACUGGCUUGAGAGUGAAAUAGAGUUUGGGUUUGAAGAUUGUGAGGAGACAGAGAAUUCCUUUGCUUUGACAGGCCUAUGAAGACUCACAGGCUUAUCUCCUUACUAGCGUAUAUUUGAAGUAGCCAAACCAAAUGUAAUGAACAGGCGAUCACACUGUUUUAAAAGUCAAACGGUUUCCAUUUAUGUGCAGCUCUUGAGUUAGACCAGAAGUGGAAAAUAUACCUGAAUAGGACUCGUAACACCAGGAUGGCAGCCAAACAGCGACUCAAGUGAAAUGGCCUCUAACUAAAGGAACUGUCUGCUUUUCUCUUUUUUUGCAGAGAUGGACGAAUGCUCUUUGAGUAUUUGGCAGAAAAACAUAACGUAAGUUGGCCUCAUUUGCUGACAUCUCACUUCUUCAUUGCAUUUCCCAUGGCUCUUGUGUGAACCCAUGGUUGUUUUAGGGGUGAAGUGGGAGGGGAAGGCCAAGGAGGGAAACGCAGAAUUACUUCCCAAAACUCUUAACUCAUUUUCGGGGUUUGUAUGGCUUGCACAAAUUCUGUGGACAUUUACAUUCUGUGGUGAAUUGUUAAGAAUAAACGGAGUAGCUCGGGACUCGUGGAUAGAGCCGCAAGAAUGCCGGAGGUUCUAUAUUUACCAUGAUGUUUGGCUUCCUACUCUCCCCUACAUUGGUCCCCUCCCACUCCGGUAUCCCGCUGACCUGCAUGCUGUCCUCAGUGCACCUCCUCAGAGCCUGAGCUCGGGGCCUCGCAGCAGGCUGUGGGAAAGGCUUGGGCGGCCCAGAGCACCCACAUGCCUGUAACAAUUCUGCUGAACACUGACGUCAGUUCACACUGCUGUGAGAUGCUAAACAGCAGGAAGGACAGAUAUAUAUGGGAAGCUUGAAGGCUGAAAAUGAUAGCCCUAUAUAUACAUAUGCAAUUCAAAUUUAGUUCACAUAACCACUUCCUGGUUGAUUUGUAAGAAAAGUUAAAUAUUUUCCAGCCUUUCUUUGCAAAAAUGUCACUGCAGAUGCUGCAGCAGGGUUUGCUUUAUAGUCAUACAACCAGAGCUUGAAGAAUACAUUACCACUAAUAAUACAACGCUCACAUUAGUAACACAGGGAUGUAAGAAUGGCAAAAAGUCAAACUGUAAACCCUUCAACAUAAACAGAAAUAAGCAUAAGUCUGAUUUCUUCAGUUGAUUCAACUGUUUAAAAUAAGAAAGAAAAAAACGAUACAGCAUAGUAUCGCAAUAGCUUGUCUGGUGAUAUAUCUUAUCGUCUCAUUGAUCAAGUAUCAAUUUUUUUCAAAUUAAUUGCUCAUAUGAAGUCAAAUCUAUCAUAAUGGAAAAGUUAAAUCAUUUGUUUGUCUAGUGAGGUUGGCAGAGGUGACAUCAUAGAGCAGGAGAAAGUUAGUGCAACAAAUAUAGAUAAGGUCUGUAAGAUGUGCUACAUGAAAAUAAAAUACUGUGUAAAUAAGACAAACAUAGAGGAAAGCCAAAUGCUAAAUUAGCUAAACGGUUGAAAAAAUGGUGUAAAUCGCAAUAUUUUAUUUAGUAAUAGUCACUGUAUUGCAAAAUGUGAAAAAUCACUGUAAUAUCGUAUCGUGGCCCAAGUAUCGUGAUAAUAUCGUAUCAUAUCGUAUCGUGGGGCCUCGAGUGAUCCCCACCCCUAGAACACAAGCAUAUUGUUUCAUUUCAACGUUUGUUUUACUCAGUCUGACAAUGAUUCACAUCCUUUUUUUUUUUCCUCUUGAAGUUUCGUCAGGAGUACUUGGACACGCUGUACAGAUACGCCAAGUUCCAGUACGAGUGUGGAAACUACUCCGGAGCUGCAGAGUACCUCUACUUCUUCCGUGUAUUGGUAAGUUGACCACCCCUGUCAUUGACAUUCAGCACCUGCUAACAGUAACGGCCGUGUUUACUGAUAACUCUACUCCUUCCCUCACUUAACAGAGUGUCUGCAGUAUUUUACUCUCCUCAUUUAUAAACUGGCUUAAGGCUUUUCUCUGACAUAUUGAAAUUAAACAUCACAUUAUGUUGGGCAGAUUGCUUUAAUUCCUCAAAAGGCCAGUGUUGCAUAGGAGAGGAAAAGAACACUUAGAAGUAAUUGAAUGUGAAGAGCUUACGUCAUUGCCUCCUCAAUUCCUUGCACGUCUUUUGUAUUAAGAGGAGACUGCUGCUCUAAGACUUGAGUAGGAUCUUUUACUGGGCCAAGUGAUCAGUGGCGGACUGCAUAAUCUGUCUGUAGUCUCUUCACGGGGCGGGCCUCAGUAGACAGCUUAUUGAUUUGAGUGCUUCGGCCAGAGAGCUCCUCGUCACGACUUCUGUGCUUAUGGCGUGCUUAAGUUAUGCGUUUGCAUCGGGAGGGUUACGCACAUUUUGCAAGGUGAUUAAAGGAGGAUAUGCACAUCGAUUAUUUUGGGGGCUGUCUUUAUGAGUCUGCCCCUUCUCUCCCGAAUUUAAAAUGAUGAGCUCGAGGAAGAAGACAAACCUCUACAGUAAAACGGUUUGAUUAAAUCAUCGGGGAGACAAUCACUUCUUAAAACCGAAUCAUGCCAACAAAUGCUUUACAGAAAAAAGAUAAUUACAGCUCAGGGAGAGUCCUGGAAGUGUUAUUGUUAGUUCUUAUGCACACUCCCUGUUUCCUCUAUAAACACAGAAACUUGUUGCCUUGGUUCUGGCACUUGUGGCUUGUCUCCAUUUUGCCCUCAGAAAAAAAAAGUGAAAGAUGAACAAGUCAGUAAAUGGGCAACGUGCUGCUGGGCUGAAAGGACUGUGGACUGCUAAGACUAAACACCAAGACUGAGUCACGUAGCAUUUGGUCCCUCCAUGUAAUUUGAUGUACCUUCAGUACUGAUCCACUCUCUGAUUACUGGAGUUAUAAACUAGUUCAGGUAGUGGCAACUUUGAAGAGGUGAUUUUUUUCCAGGGCAGUGGGGGCUUCUGGAUACCAGUGCAAGUUGAGGUUUUGAGUCCUUCAUAAAAGUAAGAUGAUGUUUUGUUGACUUGAACCUGUGGCUUAUUUCCAGUCACUUCGUAUUACCGUGUUCUCCUGUGGUUCACCACAUGACACAAUGAGGACUCAGUUAGCCUCUGAGUCAUUACCAAUCACCAGUCCCGCAAUAACUUUAGAGCCUGGGUCUAAUGACUUAUCAUCCAUGCAUGGUUAAGUCGAGCUACAGUCAGAGCUCAAUGAGAGAUGAUUAAACUGGACUACUGUUCUUGUCCCAGUUUACAAGCAACAAAUUAUUGACGAAGAAUGUCUGCCUUCACCGCAGCAGGUGGCGACAUGCCUCCUUUCUAGGGAAUGGGCGAGAUGGGCUAAAAAAUGUAUCCGAUAAGAUUUUCCAUUCUGGUGAUGACGAGGAAAGUCCGGAUAAAAAAGUAUUGUAAUUCCAGUCUAUAUUUUUGACUCCUUUUGUCUUGAGAACACCAGUUGGGGAAAGUCAAAUAAGAUACUUAACCACAAGUUUGAGUGGUAGGUUACUGAGAAAACUAACAACAUCAAACAAGUCUCCAAUGUGAAAACAUUUUCAACAUUUGUUUCAAAACUCUUAUUGCACGGAGUGAACAGAAGCAUAUCUACUGUCCGAUGUCAGGCAUACCUGAUUGCACUUAUCUAAACCCCAAUCUUAAAGGAAAUCCCACAUGUGGAUCCUCAUUCAGUAACAAGCUGCUCAGAAAUGUCUUCAUUCGUUUGUUUGUUAUUCUGCUCUGUGUGGGCUAUGGCUGCGAGUCCGUCGCUCGCGCUUGUGUCAUCAACUUGCAUUUAUUGUAUUUAUCAUGAGAUGGCAAAUAUUUAUCAAGGAGGAUUUUUCUGACGAUAUAUCGUGAGUGAUAAUUUAUUGCCCAUCAUUACGCUUAGGCCAGUUUCACUUUGAUUUAGCCAUGUAUGUCCACCCCCAACCAUAUGAUGUAGGUUAUGUUAUGCAAUAAAUCCCAUUUUUUAACAGCAUGUAAAUGUAGUGACUUUUUAACUUGAUGGACUGAGGUUGAAGACACUGUGGAGAGAAACUGGUCACAAAUCAAGGAGGAGGCUUUGUAUUUCUUAUGAAGCACACUGAUGUCGCACGGAUCAAAAAACUGUCAGUUGAUUAUAUAACAUCUGUAAACAAAGGUUGCCAUUUCUUGGCUUCUUGCAGCUCAGGAUAGCAGACUAGACUGGCCUAGACUUUCUUUUUUUGUGUUGCCGUUGUUCACAGUUUGUACAACCACUUCAGGAAAGUUGAUAGAAUAGUAAUGAAAGAGGACAUUACGAGCCGCAGAUGUGCUCUCAAAGAUAUUUACAAAAGCAAAGUACCUCGUAAAUGACUGCUGAUGGUUCCAGUAUUGGGCUGUUGCACAGUCUGAUCCACACAUACGGAUAAGAUAUUCUUAGUAUCUGUAAAACAGAUAAAACAGCACUGCCAGGAAGACAUUCCUUUAAGUAAGGCAUAUAUUUGUAAAGAGGAAGCUAGUUUUCAUCUCAAGAAAUGAUUAUGAAGGAUUAGAAGUUGCCUAUCUGUAAAUCCACAGAGGUUGUUGUAUCAGCACAUUUUGUUGUCGUCCAUUUAUUGUUAUCGAAGUGAACUGCUUAAUACAUUGUGAUAUUGAUUUGAGCCCAUAUCGCUCAGCUCUAUAUGACACAGCUUCAUUAUUACAUCUUUCAUGUAAGUACUCAGUUUUGUGAAGCAGUCUUCACGCUAAAAGCAUUUGAGCCUACAGCUAUGUGUCAGAUUACACACAUGAGAUGCACUGCAAAGAUGGUAAAGGCAAAUCAGAAAAAAUGACACAUUUACUCUCAAACACUUACUAACUCUCACUUGUUUAUCGUUUUAAACCAAGUCAAGUUUGCAUAAUUUGUACUUUGGUCAAGAUCUGGUUGAAAAUGCUCAUUUUGGUCAGACAUGAAUCAUGCAGAAUAAAACAACGAUCUUAGUCAGUGGAGAGGAGUUUGAGCUACUCCAGCAGAUUCAGCCUCAGCAGGCACCUUUCACUGUGGUUCAGUAGAAGUUUGAUUUCAGGGUUGACUAUUUGAUGGUUUCUUUAUGUUCUUUUUAGUUAGUUAAACUAUUUUCUAUCUCUUUUGGUCAUUAUUAUUUGAGCGUGUGAGUGACGUGGCUUUAAAUCUUAACUUGAAAGUGAAAUUCAUUCAGGAAGUAUCAGCCUUUUACUCUUUAAAUGGACAGUUAGUGAGCGCUACCUUAUAAACAAAGAAUAGCAAUGAAUAGAUUGAAACAUUAAAAAGUACAUUUUUAUGCUUAUAGCUACUCUGUGUUGACUUAAGCUGUAUCCACAUGUUCCAGAUGGGCUGCUUUAAUGCGCAGAAACAGCCGAAAGUUUAUUCCAAGUUUACCCCAAAAAUUUCUUGCCUGUCACCACAAUGUGAGAAUGCAGCAGGAAAUAUUUGCAAGUGGGCGGUGGCGAGGACGAUUAUAUCACACAAUCUGUGGGAGCCGCGAAGAGCAAUGUGUAUCAGAAUGAAGGGCGACAUUUGAGGUUGAAGGAGGAUCAUUUCCAAGACGAGAACAGCCAGGAACAGGGACCUCAAGCUGUGAAGGACAUGUGUGAACAAGAAACUUUAGAGAUUUCAGGGGCGAACUUUGAGGAAGUUACAAGCGUGCAUGUGAGGGAGAGUUGAAGAUUGUUUCUACUUUUUACAUGAAGAACAACACUGAUCUGUACUUGACUUCUUUGGCCUUAUCUUGCAUCCAAAAGUAGUAAGUUCGACUCGACUGACUGUCCCGUAAUGACCGUGGAACCGGGCGACAUAGUCUGCGGUUUCCAAGUGUCACUCGCUUGUUCUUUUAGUGUGUUUAGUCCUUUUGUGCGUCCGUGGUUCAGCAUUUAGCUCUGCGGUAAAGCGAGGACCGGUGCCAAAGCCAGCCUUGAGAGAAUGAGAACGACUAAAAUCCAGUUUUUUGUCUGUUCAUUAGAGUGAAAAACAUUAAGAGCAUCUUUUUGUUCCCAGCCUAAUUGGCAUUUGAUACUGCACUGCGUCGCCUCUUGUCUUUGGGAUGUCAGUGACUUCGACUCGUCAUGCACACUCACGAUGCCGGAGUGUCCCUUCCUGCAGAAUCUUGGCAGGGACUCUGAGCGGUGAUGAACUCUCUGUGCUGCAAACAACCCUCUUAACCCAAAGCAGUGUGGGUACUUCAUCUGAUGGCUUUUUUACUGAUCUGCUCAAAUCUGUGGAAGGAAGAGCUGCAUCCCAGACAAGAUGAGGGGUAAUUCGCCCAGGCUUCCCCCCCCCCCACCCUCUCUCCACACACACAUAAAAUCCACGUUCAGACAGUCUUCAAAAGGGUCCGAUGGAUAGAUCCCACUGCUGCUACAACAGUUGUUUAUGGCUUUGCAGCUCACUCUAAAUAAACCAAAAUUGCUCUAAUUGAGGUUUGUUGUUGGAAGCCCAGGACUGACUUUUUUUUUUUCUCUAUACCCCUCAAAUUGUAAGAGCUCUUAUUUUAAGUUCCAGCUACAUCAGACUGUAACCAGAUAUCUGCUGCUUACUUUGACAAUGCAAGAGGCUUUUAGGAAGGGGAAAAGGUAGAAAUGGAUUUCAUUAGUCCGUCGAGUCUGUGUACGGCUUCCUCCUUCAAUUCUUUUCAGUGUUUUGUGGACCUCCCAUCCUCACAGGCCCCUCUUCUGUGUCUCCCUCCCCCUGUACUGGAGAGGUGAGGCUCCAUAAAGUCAUUUAACGUGGGAAACCCAGUCAAUUAAACGAAGGAAGCCAGCCUUGCAAAAUCCGCGCCUCAGGUCUUGUUACAGCGUGGCCUUGUCCGAAAAGAGCAACUUAUUCAUAUCAUCACCUAAUGCAGGGAUUGAAUGUUAAGAAUAAAGAUUGAGUAUCCCGACGGAUCCCCAGCACAGUCAAUUUAUUGUUGCUGGUCAGUCAGCGAAAAUGUGCCCAUGUCACAAAACCAAUGGAAACUCAAGGUAACUGCUGGAAAAACCCAGGUAUUGAAACUUUUCUAGCGUGGCCACUAGUGAAAGCCAGACUGUGUGUAUGUUUGUGUGUGUGAGUGUGUGUGUGUAUGUGUGUAAAGCUGCCAUAAUGACCUGGAGGUCAGCCAAACGUAGCAGGCAGGGACUUCCAAGAGAGGGAAAAAAAUAACAAACAAAACAAAACACUCCAGCAGAUGAAAUGCUGACCUUUAUACUGGCAGGGGAGCGGAUUUUUUUUCUCUCUCUCUCAAUGUUAUGAGACUGAUCUGUCUUGGGACUUCUCAGCUGUUAAAAAAGUCAUUCAUGAUAGACCUGAGUUGCUCUCCUUGAUGAAAAAUGCCUCAUCAUAUUGUCGUAUUUCUCUGUUCUUUUUCGGGGAGAUUUCCAGAUAUUUUUCCACGACUCUCACUGUCGUCUCAUUUUGGGAAGAUUCUCAAAAUGUUAUCAGGGCUGAACUGGUCUUUGCCUUUAGACAGAAAACUUUAUUUGUGAAUAAUCCAGCCCAUUUGUGGAGUUCCAGCGGAAACCUGUCCUUUUUUUAGUGUUUCCUCUCCUUGCACGUCUGUCGUGUCUCACAGUCCACUUCAGCGGCUGUCCGACGGUGAACGGGGGCGUGUGGUUAGGAUCUAGGUUUCUCCGGCCACUCUGCAGACACCCACCCCGACUUCCUGCUUGACUCAUGUCACUGUGUCUGGUGUUUGGUGUUAUCGUGAACUACUGCGGCGCAGAGUUUCCCAUGAGCCUUAGGGUGUAGUCCAGUGUCCACUUCAGAGUGAUUGCCCUGCUGAGGUUCAGAGGCAUUCUCAACCUGUGUUUCAUUACCUGGUUUGGUUUUUGUUUGUUUUAGUCCCUUCUGGAAAUCAGAAACAGUAGCCUGCAACAAUUUAGAGAGUGAUUAUGCUGCCAAAGAUGUGUCCUGUUCGGGUUAGUUCAUAUUUCAGCCUAAUUACCCUGUGAUAACGGCAGACUUGUCCAGAGUUUUGGAGGAUAAUCGUGGGAGAUUAUUGUAAUUAACGUUCUCCUGACUGCAGCUGAGGGAUGUUUGCUAAAUAAGUGCGGCAGAGAGCAAACUGGAAACGUGAUACUCGCAUUUUAUGUAAGCUUGCAGGUGGCAAUGGCUUUGUAUGUAACAAACACCUCUGAAUGACCUUCUUUAGGUUUGGUGAGGAACCUAAUACUGAAAUAAAAUCUGUAAUAGAUUCUCUUACUCUUAUUAUUUCAGUCUCCCUACCUUCUGUCCUACCUUUGUCAGUCUUUUUUUUCUCUUGGAUAUUUUGCUUUUAUUGGAUAGGACAGCUGAGGUGAGAUGGUGAAUGCAGGAAGUAGAGAGAGGGGCGUGACAUGUAGCAAAGGGUCAUGGAGGGACCGUUGUAACAAAUGUGCCUGAGAUUUGCGCUUAAACUGCAACAAUAAGCUGGUGCGCUACCUUUACCUGCUAUUGUGGGGUUGAGGAGAGGAACAGUCCGUGGGGCAGGGAUGAUGCAGUUUCCUUUUUUUUUUUCCCCAACUCUGACAGCAAACCCCUCUGUGACAGGGGACGAUGCGACUCGGCGAAGCGAGGCUCGGCAAAGCACGGCUUGGUGGGGUGAAAAUAUACUGAUAUCAGCACAAGAAGGCAAUUAAACACAAAAGGCAAUUCAGGGAAAACUAUUUUGAAUUCUGCCACACUACCAAUGUCUUUGACAUGGAUGGUAGAGGAGGACUCACAUGAAAGAUGAAACGCUCAAAAUAAAAAUAAUAUUCAGCAAAACAACAGACGUUGAUUAAUGUGGACGCUUCUCAAUCUUCCUGUUUCCAGCCGCUCUCCAGUGGGUUGGGUGAAUCCAAAGUGGUGAAAACAAGGGGGGCGUUUUGAGACAGGCUGGUACCUGUGUAACGGGGGUGCUCCGAAAACACCCCCAUUAGCACUUGGUACGAUCCUUCUGGUAAAAUUAACCAUAGACUGUAAAUUGACACAGAUAAAAAUCAAAUCUAAAUACGAGAAUUUUGGUCGACUCAGCACAUAUUGACCAAUAAGUCGACUGGUCGACCAGGACUUUACAGCCCGAGUUUAUUCACAAUUCACGACUGCUGUGAUACGAAGACGUCAAGGUCACUUUUGCCGUAAUCGUUGCUCCUAUGUAUGAGUAAAACGUAAGAGGAAACGUCUGCACACAGAUUUUGAUAUUUCUGUUUGUCUUUUGCUUAUUGUACAACUCUUUAUAGCCCUAAUAAUUGAUUUCUUAAUUACUCAUAACAGCAAAUAAAACAAAUACUUUGUCUCUAAGAUGCAUUUGAGUGUUUAAUUGCCUUUUACUCGCUGUCACAAUCAUACAGUACCCUUUGAGGAGAGCAGUGAUUUUUAGGUUUAGUUUUUGGAGUUGCUUUUACUAAAUGUGGUAAUCCUGGGAGUUGAACUGUAUCAUGGGCUCAUAUACUGCGGUUGUCCUUGAAAGUGCAGCAAAUUUGAUGUAAUGAAAAGUUCAACAGUCUUUCAUGAUUCAUCUCUCUCUCUCUGCUCAGCUCCAUUCUCUUGAGAUGACAUAAUUAGAUCCAUUUAUCCAGUUGACAUAAUAUUGUCUUGAGUGGGGAGCAGUGCCACUGGAGUCAGUCGUGGCGAGUCUUGUCUUACUUUAUUUGUAAGCAGAGGUCUCUGAAUAAAGUGCCCACCAGACUUUUGAUCACUAUUUGAUCUCUGGAGUAAUUAUAGUUUGGUGAGUUGCGCCGUUGUUUUCUGAGGUUUUAACAGUGCACUCUCUCUUUUUUUUUUUUCACCAAGGUCCCAGCGGCAGACAGGAAUGCCCUGAACUCUUUGUGGGGCAAGCUGGCCUCUGAGAUCCUGAUGCAGAACUGGGAGGCAGCCAUGGAGGACCUCACCCGCCUGAGAGAGACUAUCGAUAACAACGUAAAUGCCCCACUUCUCAGAAUUUGAUCCGGCUUUUAGAUUCCCUUACAUAGACUCUCAUAUUGACAUUUCACUCUCAGUAGAGCUCUGCUGUGGCCUUUUUUCUUACCCACAAGUGCUCAUCUGACUACUUAAGAACGUGGAUUAGUGUAUGAAAUGGUUAUCUGGACUUGAUUGAUGGUCCCGUAAAGAAGGAGGGACAUUUUAAUUUUUCAUUUCAUGUGAUAAUAUGAAGAGAGAUAGAGACAGCUUGUAUGUGAUGUGUCAAAAUAUACUCGUAAUUUGAAAAAACUUAUGUUUAUAUUUCCUCUCUCUCUCCCUCAUGUCCAUGGUUCCUGUCUUUGUCCUGUCCAGUCAGUCACCUCUCCUCUCCAGUCCCUCCAGCAGAGGACGUGGCUCAUUCACUGGUCUCUCUUUGUCUUCUUCAACCACCCCAAGGGCAGAGACAACAUCAUUGAGCUCUUUUUGUAUCAGCCACAGUAAGUUUAUUUAAGUUCGUAACAUGCUAUUGUUUACAAGUUUCCUAUUAUAAUCCCUGCUUUUCCACUCAGAAAAUUCAAACUUUGCUGAAACUUUCAGUAUUUGUGGAGAGAGGAUCUAGUUUCUCAAAAUAUGAACAUAAUGUCUGUUUCUGUGAAAAUGUCGUGACAUUUCCUGUUUGUUAUCUUUUGGCUAAAUUUGUGUUUUGAAUGAGACAGGUUGACCUCAUGUUUAAAAAAAAAAAAACCUUGAAACUGAAAAACCAAACGUUGCCCAAAAUGAGUAUCAACUGCAGCUUUGUAAUGGACCACAGAGACUCUCCGUUUUGUCACGGUAAAAACGAGGCCAGGAGAUUUGGCUGAACCAAACUUUCAAAUCCGAGCAGACACAAACAAGUCAGCUCGAAGCAGACACACAAUCAAAAUGUUUGGCGAUGUUUGGUGAAAGAAAUAGCGUGGUGUUCUUCUUUGACUACUUUGUUGGCCAAGCAGAAGCAGUGAGCCACUUAAAUUGGAGCGUCUCUUAGCAAAGUUUGUCCUUUAUUUGUCCCAAAGUUUUCCCCUAACAUCAACUCUUCUAGCUCCUGAAAUUUGCUGACCUGAAAAUGCUGGAAAUGGAAAUGUUGUGGUUUUUAUCUUUAGUUGUAUUCAACCCGAGCUGCUAUGUUAAACUUUCAGUCUUUGAAGCAACUUAAGUUUUUUUUUUUUUUUUGUUCUUUUGAUAAUGUGUUUUCCCAGCGUACACUGUUCCAUGUUAACAAAUUGGGAUCACUCGGUGUUGAAAGUUGUAAUGUAUCUCUAAGGUAAAUAUUUGUGAAGAGAACGUGGUAAAAAGUCAGUCAUUGUCUAACACGAACUUGAUUUGGAGAAAAUCAUUUGCUGUAAUAACACGUUUUUGGGUGGUGGGCUUCUUGGUGAACUCUGCUGGUAUUUUUUAAAGUGGUUUCAGAAGUGUGUUUUUCGUGUGGUCUGUUUACUCUCCAAGCGAAGAGUGAGGCCAUGUGUAUCGCACAUCAGAAACUUUAUACUCUGCGUUAAAAUUUGCACAGCCCCUCCUCUGAUGCCCCCCCCUCCAUCCCUCUGCUGUGAUUGCAGGCUAUUAGACUCAUACAGAUGAUUGGGCUUCACUGACUGUAUGACAGGCGACCACAACACAGCACACUCAAAUGUCUGGCUCCCAGAAUUUUACUCAGUUUUUAAUUUUAUUGUGGAUGAUUAAGGAGGCCAGCCCAAUAAUUACUCAUGAAAAGCUCACCCAACCAUCUGUGUGGACAAACUUAGGUAGUUUUGUGUGCUUUGCAGUUUCACAGCCUCGAAACCUCAUGUUUUCCCCGCUGAGGCUUGGCUCCCCUUUCCCAUCUCUUGACCAGUACUUCCUUUGGCUGAAGUCAGUGACCAGUGGCUGGCCUUCAGCUCCACAUUUGACCUCCCUUACCUCUGCAGUCAGCAGAUGUUGAUCCAAAGACUUGUUUGUGUAUUAUUGACAGACUGCGCUGACUUGAGGGGAAACAUUGCUCUGUAAUGAAGUAAGAUACAGGUGCAAAGUGAGACAUAAAAACUGCUCGGGUACAGGAUUAAUCUUGGCAUCUGUUUUAGCUUUUAUUUUCAGAAAAUGUCUAUCAGAUGUAGUCACAUUUGAGUCUGUCUUGUUCUGUAGAGUUUUAGUCCAAGUUGACAGAAACUCAAAACCUUUUAGUCUGGUUUAAGCUAAUCAAAAGUCAUUAGAUUUGAGUCUAAACACCUCCUUUCCUUGGUAAAAUCCAAUAAGCCAAUCAAAAUUUGGAACCACGUUUAUACCAAGUCAGGGCUUGACACUAACUUUUUUCACAAGGAGCACAUGUGCUCCCAAGUUGAAAAAGGAAGGAGCACACACAGAACUUUAGGGGCACAAUGAAAAUGGAUAAAAUAAUGUGUGUCUUAUUGGUCGACAUCAGUACUAUUAUUUGAAAUCAGUUUUAGGUCUUUUGGCCACAUGACAUGGAAGGUAUUGAAGAAAAACAGCCUUUUUGAGAACAUCAACCGGUAAUUUAUUGAUGGUCCCUUAUUCAACACCCGACGUUGACAGCGAGGGUGCCGAAUAGAUUUUACCACAUACUGUUGCUAUUCCCAGUUAUAGAGUGAAAAGACAACAGUAGAUUCGCAGAGUUUGUCCGUUGGAUAUCCAAUCUAAAACUUACUUCAUCGCAGUAUUUACUAAAGUAUUUAAUAAAUGUUUGAACAACAAUAUCUUCAAAUAUUUGAUCCCACUCUAUUAACAAUUUCACUUGUUUAAUAUGCGGGCCCUUACCUUAGUUGCAUAAUUUAGCCUGCUAGACUCUCCCACAAUGCAAUGCCGCUGUGUUGUCCUCUGCAACACACACACACACACACACACACACACACACACACACACACACACACACACACACACACACAUAAAAUUAAUGAUAAAGAGGUAAGUAUUCCCUCCAAGUUUUUCCUAGCCCCCUGUGACUAUAUUUAUUUUACAAGACUACAAAUGAAAGUGCAAUAAACACACAUGUUCAUAACAUAAAGGCCGGAAUUGCCCUUAAAUAACAGUCUCUAAACAUGCCUGGACUUACAGACUCUACACAGACAUUCAACUCACUGUGCUCCUAACUGCAUCCUGAUGUUGAGUCAUACAUAGAGGCAUAAUGGUAAUUUAACAAUUGAUUCAUUUAACAAACAGGCGCCUCAGUAGUGUGUAGAAGUACCAUAUACAACCACAACAGCCUGGCAUCUCCUCCUCCUCACGCUGGUCACACACUGCUGUGGGACAGUAUCGCAUUCUUCACCCAGCAUCUGUCAAAAGUCCGCCAUUGUGGUUGCGUUGGUCACUCUGGUAGGAGCAGCACGCCCAAGCUGAUGCCACAAGUGUUCAGUGGGGUUCGGGACUGUUGGCAGGCCAUUCCAUCUUCUCCACUCCCAAAGUCUGGGGGUAGUCCCUGAUAGACCUCGCUUUGAGGCGGGCGCACAUUCUCCUCUUAGAGGACAGAGUUUGGUCCCAGACUGUGGAGAUAUGGGAUUGUCACUGUUGCCUCCAAUGAUGACAGGCCUUUUGUCAGAGAUGCCGCCCUAAACCAUCACUUCGAAGUGGAGCUGCAACUUGGUUUUGUGGAACUCCUGCUUGACCUGUCGUAGAUCAGUCAAAUACAAAUGUCCUUAUGAAUGCCGUUUUUUAUUUAAUAUAUGUCCCAAACUAGGAUCAAUUAGGGCUCUGACACAGCAGUAGCAGCAAGUCAACAGCAAAUGUCAUCAAAAAAAAAAAACAAUGAAAGUAAUUAGAUGGUAAAAUCAACACUGCUGAGGAAAUACUAUACCAAGUCAGUUGGAGGUCAGUAAUCUCUGUCAUAUUGCGUUUCUGCAACAUCGCUGAAAUGAAAUUCUGUGAUCACUCCACCUCUGAACUUCACUGCAUUCUGAAUCAUUGUAAUAUUGGUUUCCUUCCACAUUGAAUGAUGUUGUGUUGUUUCAGAAGCAUGCAAAGUACCGCUUGUAAACACACAGCUGGUGCUCCACAGACACAAUUACAUACACACAUUGCUGUUUCACACUUCUGGCUCCAGUGCUACACACUGUGCCCAUAGGGGGCGUAUAUAUUCUGCUGUAAAAUUGGAGCUCUUGGAAGCACUUAGAGUGACUCAUUUGAUUGUAAAGAAAAAUAUGUUUAUUUUUGUGAGCUGUGAGAUGAGACUAUGAUACCCUGUUCCUCCUAAUGUUCUCACACAGCCCUUUAUGGAGCAGGGAAACAUGAACUCAUACCUGAUAUCUUGGCUGCAUGCCUCAGUAGCAUCUUCAGCAAACCAGCGCAGUGAUGCUUUUUGUUUCAAAACUCAAAAAAAGAGCAAAAAAGAUAAAUUCCCCUAAGUGGGCCAGGGUGAAUGCAACCCCCCACCCCUCUUCCCAGAUAUGGUACAGUGACUCAUGCAAGAUUGCUUGCCAUUGGAGCCCCCCCUGGAGAGUGAGUAGGUGUAAGUUAAUCAGGAACACAGCACGGAGCGUUGUGGUCUUCCACGGGAGUUGAACAACUACAAAGAGAAGGAGGGAGAGAGCUCUCCUAAAACCAGGCUGACGAUGGCUUUGCCAAGCAGCCCACUGCUGUUUUUAGACUCAACAUCACUACUACCACAGGUCCCCUGUCCCUUUAAUUGUUUCAGCUAAUUAAACUCAAGUCUGCACUCUCUGAGCUCCAUAUGUUCCUCUUUUCUUAAGUACUAGAGACCUUUAGGGGCCCACUCAACUUCCUCUUUUCAGUUUUAAUUUGGUCAGCUCCGAGUUGAGCAGAGGGCAAAGUUCAAAGUGACUUGGAAACCAGUACAAAGUUUGGGUGACAGGUUAAUUGAUUACCAUCAUGAAAGGACAAGUUGUUGGUUGACUGUGCGCGCCCACUGUCUAUGUAUGUAUUUUUUAAUACAGAACACUGUCUCCAGAGUUGGUGUAGGAUUAGAUCAGCCUGUCUCUUGUGUUCAGACCUUAGCCAGUUGACCUGUAGUUGAAACAUCAGUCCCUGCUGGAUUAAGUUUCAGCUACUGGGCAGGUCCCUGCUCACUGAUCUAUAUCUUCUUGCCAGGGUUUCCUUUUCCUCCUCCCUCUCACAGGACACUAAUGAAAGAGUCGGCUUAAAACUGGGACCCAUGUCCAGGAGUGAGGGUCCUGUUAGGACAUUUAUCUGUUUUAGUUGCAAAGGCCCUUUCUCUGUCCUAAAUGUCAGCUGCCUAACGUGCCGCCAAAAUGUUACAUUACGUGUCCUUGUGAAGAUUGCCUGUGGUUUGAUCACCUUUAUCCUCCCUCAUUCCAGAUACCUCAAUGCUAUCCAGACUAUGUGCCCACACAUCUUGCGUUACCUCACCACCGCGGUCAUCACAAACAAGGAUGUUCGCAAGCGUCGGCAGGUGCUGAAGGAUUUGGUGAAGGUCAUACAGCAGGUACUAAGAUUUUGUUCUCCUAUGAGUUUAGAAAGUGUACAGAGUUAAAUAGAUAUUGCUCUGGUGUCAUAUUGUGUUUUAAACAACUAAAUGGACUAAGAACUUAAACAAAUACCAUCAGUAAGACUUUCUACAAAGUUUUAUUAUGGUGCACUUUUGUGACGUCUACUGUACUGCAGGGACAUUAUCUACUAAAUAUUGUCUUCAUUUCAGUUAAGGCUUUAGCACCUUUGAUAUGCAAACAGAAAGAUGUAUUUUUGCACGACAUUGAAUUUCAGUAUGUUGUUUUUCAGGAAUCUUACACCUACAAGGAUCCAAUCACCGAGUUUGUGGAGUGCCUGUACGUGAACUUCGACUUCGACAGUGCGCAAAAGAAGCUCAGGGAGUGUGAGUCGGUGAGUAGCCACUGUCCAGCUUCAACUGGUGUCCGCUUAUUUUUCAUCUCAUUGACAACACAAGUGUGUUCUUAAGAUUUUCAAGUCAGACUUGAGAACUUUCAUGUGUACAGGUGUAGGGGUGUCCCAAUAUGAUAUUGAUAUCGGAUAUAGGUCCGAUAUCAGCAAAAAAAUGAAUAUCAGAUAAUACUGGCCUGCAUCUAAAAUCUCCGAUAUCAGCACUCCGUUACAAGCAGUCCAUUCCAGACUCUACUCCGGCACCUCUAUCUAGCCAGAUCCAGCAUGCAGAGCCCACAUAAUCACAACAACAGUGUGUACUAAGGUAUGAACAAAGUAGCAAGGAGUAGGAAUGAUGUCCGCCUUUUUGUCUGGUGGCACUGAAAUCAGCCUUAGCCCACUGAGUGGAGGAAGAAAAGCGUUCUUUUCUUCCUCCACUCCCCCAUCCUUGUCACCUGUCCAGCUAUAUGCUGUGAUAUAGCCCUCUCCGAAAAGCCAGCCUUUUUAGUUGUGACCGUGAGGUUUGCUCUCCUUAUGAGUGAUGUUGAUAAUUGUCGUCUUGAUGACUGUCAAGUCAAAGGUCUCUUAUUGUAGCUGCUUACACUGAUCUCGACCAAAAGACUUUCUUUUUUUUUUUUUUUUAUACUGUUUUAUACUGAAUAGUCAUUCAUUCAAACUUUAUAUGUAUAUCUGCUGGCCAUAAUAAUGUAACUGAGUCUAGAACUUAUUAAGUUAACACCUUCUUGAAUACCUGAUUGAAAAUAUUGAACAUUUUCACAGUAUUAUGGUUUGUAGAGCUACACCUGUAUAAUUGAUAAAGACAGUUGGUAAUUGUGUGGUCCUCAGCCAAGCCACUUGUCAACACAUGCAGUCCACUAGACACAAACACAGUGUGAACUCUAGACAGAACAUUGAUAGUCUGUUCCCAGUAUCAUGCAGUAAAAUACACAGAUCAUCUUGGACAAUGUUAGAUUGCCCUGACAGAUUUAACUGUAGCCUGUAAUUGACUCAUCAGAAGAGCGAAAAGCUUCAUAAGCCAAAGUCUCCACAGAGGCGUGCAGACAUUCAUUUUAAGAGGAAAGAUUUGUCAUUAGAGCAUUUCUUUCAAUUUUGGUUUGUAACGGCUAAAUGUAACUGUUGUUGCUGCUGUGAGAGUGGAUAGGGAGCGGUAAACACUGUUUACGGAACAGUAAAUGGCAAAGGUCUAUGUGAAAAGAGGACCUUUGCCAUGAUACAGCAUCAGCAGGCUUCUGUAGCAGCUGAAUAAAAAACACGAAGAAAGCAAGAAGAAGUUUGGUGUGGGACCAUUUCGAGUGGAAAAAUGAUGAGGUUUGCUGCAAACACUGCGAUGCCAUGUACAGGUACAACACAAUAACGACAAAAACGACGCAUUUAUGCCAUUCGCACAAAAAAACUAUCAUUUUGAUGAUUGAUCCUAAUUUAUAUCAUGAAUUGGUCGUAGGAUUGUCUUAAAUCCCGAAAAUUCUUUACACAAACAUCUCUUUAUGAAACUCAAGUCAGUCAUCUUCAACUGUUAGCAGCAAUGCUUAGUAUUAUAUAGUAGUAAUACAAAGCAGCAAGAUCUAGUCUGUAUGUAUUUCUCUGAUCCAGACUGUAAACAUGUUUAUUUUUGUAAUAAGUUUUGUAUGUUUUUUUUUUUUUCUUAAUGGGCGUGUAUGUGACUUCCAAUGCUUUUGCUGCCAGCCUCAAGUGGACACGCGAGGAACUGCAUUUUUUUUAGCACGUUUAUGUCGGCUUCAUAACAUUGCUCUUUGAUUUUGAACCUGAAGAGGAAUCAAAGGAGAAUUUCAGGUCAUUCAGCUGCUUUUUCAACUUUUGCCUCUCAACAAUAAACCUUUCAAAUAAGAAACAUCUGGUCCGAUCAAAUGGCUCCCUCCCAGGAGAAAACGGUUAUAAAUCAUGUCGGCAGCUUUCUGACGGGUAUGUUUUGUUUCAAUCUAUUGUCGAGCUCAUAAAAAGUCGUGUACAGCUACUUAAACCAAACUGACUUGGGCAAGUUUGUUUUCACUUAGUUUUAACCUUCAAGAACCUGUGCAUGGUAGAAAAAAAAAACCCAAAGCACGUUCCAAGAGAAAAUGAGAUUUUUCCUGUGCGAAGGCCUCCAGGGACUGUCUACAAAUGAUGACAUAUACUAUCAACAAUAUUAUAGCUGUAUCCUAUUACAGCUAAGACGUGACACACGCCCUCAAUCACUGACCUUGUUAAACACUUGCCAGCACUUCUUUAGGAGCUCUCUGGGUUGGUCUUGACCUUGCCUCAUGGGGUUUUGUUUACAGAGGCUCUACUGUGGUUGAAACAGAUGCUCAAUCCCACCUACCUCUCAGGUCAGAGCCCAAGCUAUUCCAGGUGCUUUUAGCACUGGACUACCUGUCAGUCUUAUCAGAGCAUGUCCAGUCGGCACAAAAGCCCUCUAUUGACCUGCUGCAGUUCACAAGCUGUUCCAUCGAGGUGGGUGGUUCCACAAAUGUCUAACUGCACCUUUAAUGCAUUACCUGUGAUGGUCUGCAAACAUUUUUACAAAGUGCUCUUGUUUGAAGUAUUUCUUUUGCACAAAUUCACACGCAAACCUUAUUUCUGAGGAAAGGGGAUGAUUCACAGACUGUGGCGAGAUUGAGGUAAAUGGAUACCCCACUGGGAUGGGCUCUCGUCCUGAUGAGCAUUUGCAUCGCAUCAGUUCUGAGCCACUGAGACAAGUGGCACCCAUCUAUCUACUGAUUGCUGUAAUAGCGAGAUAUGGGUAUUGUUUUCGGCUCUUCUGUCUUCAGAUCACGAUACCCUGAGCAAUAGUUGGAGCCAAGUGCUUUUAAACGGGGGGUUUAGCUUGGCUCAAAUUGUCAUGUUGAAGUUUUUUUUUGUAUCUUUCCCACUCCAACCAAAUCUGGAAUCACUGUCAGAUGUUAGAUGUCUCCAUGUCAAAGAAUGAAAAGUAUAGGCCCUACCUAUAGUGAGGCCUGAAGAUUGUGCAUAAAAGGGCUCUUCAAGCCCCUUUCCGAGUUUGUUUGAGCUUUGUGGUCUGAAUCCCAGAUGACCGUAAUUAGAGCACUUAACUGUUCAAAGUUUAUCAGCCUUAGAUAAGCGUUUGUCGUACUAGAAAUGUGCGUUGCCUGAUAGUGCCAUGCAGUUGGGACUUACUGGAGCAGAACUCUGGGCAGAAAGCGGCUUUAGAGCGAGUCAUUUGAAGAAAACUUUUGAAGAUGGAGGCCUAUGAUGUGAAAUAGCACUCAAUAGAGAGUUGGAAUGCAGCUAGCACUGAGAAAUGGGAGCAUUUCACACAGUGGUACCUCUGGGGCCAUAGCUGGGUCAUGAACAUAUACAGUAGAUGAAUUGGCCAUAUGCGGUUGCGUCAAAGAGUCCAAGCACGCCUGUAUUUCUAACGGUAACAAGUUACAGGUGAUACUGUGCAUGGACGGUUGGAAAGACUUUCUGUCAUCUGUGAGUUUAUUUGGACUGGCGAUGCUACAAAUGUUGGAUGACUGUAGCUGUGAAAUUUGGCGACCCUGCACAGCGGGGCUUGCAUUGAACCACCAGAGCAGAUGACUGGUGAUAAGUCACAGACACUGUGGUCAUCCCUGCGGCUAGAUCUGUUCUUGCUGCACUGUCUCAUGUGGUGUUUACAGGAUUCUUGGAUUUCAGGUUGAUUUGAAGCACCUUGCAGAGGCUUGAAUUACUUGAGCCUCGUGGAGCAAACGCUCAUCUUUAAACUUUUGCCAAAGUAAAUCUUUGUUAACAGAAAAGUAACCAGUAUGAUCUCUCAUACUCCAUCGUUAUCAUCGAAAACAGGAAUGUGACUUCAUUCAGUCCAUUAUUUAUAGACAGUUUGAAAACUCGUUAUACUUCUCUCGUCAAUCUUCACUGAACACUAUUGCUUUGUCAUCCUAAAGUCUAAUCCAGUUUUUCUCUUAAUUCUGUGCAGAUUGACUUUUCUUCCUAUGUUAACUCUGAGCUAUAGUGCUCAACUGUCUGUGUAAAAUGUUAAUAAAACAGAUUCUGAUGGUUUUCUUUUUCUCUUUUAUCUCUUUUGUUUCGGCUUUACUGUCUAUUUAGCUUUGUUACUUUGUUUGAUCUUUUAUUUAAUAACCUUUCCGGGCUUUAUUGUUUCUUCUCUUGCUCCUUUGUGAUAUUCUAUCUUCUCAUUACUGUUUUAUUUUCAUGUUAUUAUCAUUAUAAAUAUUCUUUUUAUAUUUGCUACCCUAUUUUCUGCUUUCAACCCCCUUUUUUAAUCCCAUUUUCUUUUUCUACUGAUUCUUUGUCUCUAGCUUUUAUUUUGGUCCUCAUGGUCUCAGCUUAUGUUUCGUGGUUCUUAUAUUGUCUGGGUUUCUUAUGAGAUAUAAAAAUGGUCUUAAAUUUCUGAGGCCUUGAUUUGUGCGUCUUUUUUUUAUUUUUGUGCUGAAGCUCUUGUGUUUCUUUUUUCUUUCUGUCAAAGACCUUUGUAAACGACUGUUUUUAAAAGUGCUUUACAAACUCAGUUAUCAUGAUUUUAUUACCACUACACAGUUUAUUUAGCUUGUGGGGCAGUAUAGGCUGCCAUGCAGAGAACGCCCAUUUGCAUGUUGCAUACACAUAUUGUAUAUAAGCAGGAUAAUGCUAAAAACACAGUCUGCAUGCAUUACAACCCCUGUAGUAGAAUAGUUAGCAUGCUAAAAAAAACUUGAUGCAAACAUUUAGUGCAUCAUAAAAUCUAAAAUUUGACUGAGGAGACCCCCGACUGCUGAGCAGGUGAAAACCACAAUUGUGCAAGACUGGGACAGCAGUUUGCUUUCACAACUCCAGAAACUGAUCUCCUGGGUUUCAAGAUUACAGUACUGGUAAAAGAAGUGCUGACUCAACACAAUGACAAGCAGCUCCUAUCCUAUAUAACUUUUUUUAAACUUGCUGCUAGAAUCAAAUUCAAAAUUAGCAUUAUUUGUUUUUUCUAAAAUAACCAAAAAAGUCCAGUUUCAACAUUUCCUUUGUUGUAUUUGCACCAUUUCCCAUUAAAUACAGUGUUAAAUUCUUUAGUUUAAUAACACUGCAUAGUCUAAGUCUCUCAUGGUAUUAGGAUAUUAGGUUUGUAACGUGGCUCUGUUCUUACUAAACAUGCUUAUUUUAUCUCUUAGGUUCUUGUGAAUGACUUCUUCCUGGUGGCUUGCCUCGAGGACUUCAUUGAGAAUGCACGUCUCUUUAUCUUUGAGACCUUCUGCAGGAUCCACCAAUGCAUCAGCAUCAAGUAAGUCAUUAAUACAAACAGACAUGGUACUACAUGUGCAUGAUGGUGACUGGGUUAGUUUUAAAUCCUGGCAGAGUUGCAAACAGACUCGAAGACAGACAUCCCUCAGAACCACAGGAAGUCAGUUUCACUGUCAGAAGGCUUUGUAAGCAGUCUGUCAACAGGAAGUAAGACCAUGGGCUUCAUGAUAAGUGGAAUUUUCCUCACAGAUAAGUGUUUAUUGCCCCCUCCACACACAGCCAUGCUGACCCCACACAGCUCCAGGAUUAGGUAUUGGGAGGUUUAACUGCUUCCAGGUCUCCACAGGUUACUCUACCCACUCAACUUUUAAGACCACCUGUCCAAGGCCAAUUCGUUGACUCUUUUCUCCAAGGGAGAGGUCAGGGUUUAGACAAGCUGUGACGCUCCCAGCCUGCUGUACCACGAAACCUCUGAGGUCUCUGACUGAGGGUGAAAGGAGGUCGAGGGUUGUUUUUUAAGUCGUCACUGAGUCCUGAUCAAACUCCAGUUGAGUUAUAUUAAAAUAAAAUGGACUUUGGCUGCUUUUGUCAAACCAAGAAGUUUAGUCAAAGCUAAUUAUAGUAGAGAGAAGAAAAAGAUUAUAGUAAUCAUCUGCAAUUAAAAGGGAUUAUAGGAUUUGGCUGCCUGUUUGCAUCAGUUUUAGAGAGUGACAAAGAUAAAGACAGCCUUCCUCACUAUUAGCCAUUAAUCCUCAUUUUGGUAGCGGUGGAUUUGUGCUUGUUGCUGUAUCUUAUCACUGAAGUGAGGAAAAGCAUUCAUUUCUAAUCUACAACACAAAUGUCCUUCUGCUUUUGUAAAACCAUAACCAAGGUACCAUUUGGCCAUUUGGAUCCUGAACAUUCAAAGGAAGGUCUGCAUUUCAGAUACGGUCCACAAACACACGACACUCUCUGGAAAGAGGGAAUGAAUUACUUUUGUUGACACGAAAAUGAUUGCAUUGACGGUUAUAUAGAGCCAUGGAGGUCUGUAGUCAAGGUUGAACCGGGGAACAUGAUCAGGCCCUGUCGAAAUCUCCAGUUGCAGAUUGUCUGGAAUUGAUUAGGAGUCCUGGUUCUUUUUGGCAGACUGACUGCAAUUGGAUCCAUUUAGUUGUUAAAGACCACAAAGGUUAGUGGUCACACUGAAAGAGGAAGUCAAAUGGUGAUUUUUCUACUUUUCACCUUUUUCUCUGCGUCCCGGGCUCUCGGUUUGUUGAGGUUUCUGAAGCAGAAACAGCACAUGAGGGGCAGUUUGAGGGAUUUCCGUGUUUAUUUUCGUCGGCGUUGUGACGAUGGACAUAACAUGUCUAUUUCUGAGAGACACCCAAAUUCCAAGUCAUUAGUCCUCCACCCAGGAGCUCUACGCACCCAAGCGUGGACCCAAAUGAAUUUGAUGGCUGUUUUAAUGAGGACAUUUUUACAGCUGUUGGCCACGAUGGUUUCACAGAUUUUUGCUCGCCGCUUGCCCACAGCUCAGGACACAAAAGUAGACCAGAAGUUGGCGUAAUUGAGUUAUUUUAUGCAAUAAAGUCUUAUGUAAAACCUACUGUAGGCAGUGAAAAUAGGAUUCAGCCUGCGCUUGUAAUUGCAUACACACACGUCUUUUUGUCUAGACUUUUCAGUGUCCCGAGUGUGUGUUUCCAAUUUAGCUUUGUUUUCCCUGUUUCAUUUAAAGGCUUUCUUUCCUUCGGCCUUCCAUGAACAUCUCAGCAGCGGGACCCUGCUCCGACCUCAAACGCACACUUGUCCUGUGACAUUUGGAGUAAACGCUCCAGACAGAUGAUCAUUUGGACAGUUAGUCUUUUUUCCCCUCAUCAUGAGAUAGUAUUUGUACACAACAGCUCCCCGGUCGUUGGAAAGAGUGUCUUGUGUAUUUGGAUGUAACACUGUGAAGAUCUUUCCACCUCACAAUUGAGUCAUUAAAAAUACCACACGAUCAUUUCGGUUUCCCCGAAAAUCAAUUUUACCCAAAGCCGAAAGCAAGGUUUCUCCAAAUGGCUCGGAGUCCCAAACACUAUCAUAUGUUAGUGUUUAACAAUGCGUUCAUUUCAGGCCAGUCAAGUUAAGAAGGGGGUCUACUCUAGAGAAGGAAGUCCCCGAGUCCUGCUUUAACUGACUGAGACCCCAAAGCGUGACCCUUCUCUUCAUGUGUGAGGCUGGCAGUGUGACCCAAAGGAAUCCCUUAGCCCGGAGUCGAAAGCUCAGGAGCCAGAGUGAAGAAGGGGUCGAAAUGAAAGUGAUCCCCUUUCCCCAAAGGAACAGGAUCAUGGUUGUGUAAAAUAAAACCAGGCACGGAGGCUGUCGACUUGGCUGUAGGGCCAAAGGAUGUCAAUAGUAUAGGUUGUUCAAGUCAAACCCAUUCCCCACCCCCCUCUCCCUCCCCACAACCUCCUCCCUGGCUUUCUUUUUCCUCCCCUUCUAUUUCCUUUUUUCCAAUCAGAGGUUUGUGUUGGGUUAGCUGCUGUGCACUUCUCAGAGACAAUGAGAUAAAGGAAAGUAAACCCUCCUCUGUUGUACAGAUGUCCGUCUUGGAAGAAAGCACUGCCAGGUUUUCCUCUAUAAAUUAGAUUAGAGGACUUUGGUUUGUGCAGGCCAAGGCCCUGGGCCUUUUGGGGCACGGGUUGUUCCUGUGUUUUCCUUCACAGAUCACGUAUAGAGAGGUUAGGGGUUAGCGUAACUCCCCAGCGAGGAAACCAGAUCAUGUUUGUUUUGAUCAUCAUCUCUGACCUGGACUUGACUGACAUGUGCCCCCACUUUACUGAAUUGCCAAACAAAACACUCAGUGAGCUUGUGCAGCAAUCACUUAAUCGCACGGCUAAAAUGGAAACCGACAACAAAUUUGAUCUGAAUUUGCACAUGAUGACUUGAUUCUUAAGUAAAUAUGAACGAGCGAUUUAAAUAUCAGUUAGUGUAAUCAAGGAGUGCUCUCAGCAGAUGUUGAUGGUUGUUUUCAUAGCUCUCUGUUGACCAGCAAGAUAUGAAGGUGGACAUAACUUCCCAUGUAUCGUUAAUGUGCUUUGCAUUAGCAAGAUUCGAUCUGAAAACCAGAAAUUCUUGAUGUUAAUAGCGUCAAUGUGCGAUCGCCGACAUGUGUUCUCCAUCACAGCUUCAACUUGCGUCAUUACACAGCUGACACUCCCCAAACUUGUUAGGUCUCCCGGUAAUGAUCGUCGACGGAGCAGCUCCGUUGUCAGGCAUCGUUUGGUGACCUCAAAUGUAAUCUGCUGCCCAGUCAGUCUGUGUGAGUGACAGGUUGAUCCGACUCUUUCUCCCCUUCCUCCGGGCUGCGGAGAUACACAUGAAUCAACUCCCAAUUUGUGCUUUUCGCUCCGAUUAUUCACCUCCUCAAUCACUGCUGUGCGGUGAAAGUGUUGAGAGAUAUGCACUGUCACUUGGAGACCAGACACUAUUUUGCUGGUUAUGCUGAAGUAAUGUUGUGUUUGUUGUUUAUGCUUUUAAUGCCCAAUCCAGACACUGACAUCAUCAUUCCACUUCCCCUUCUUUAUGUGGUUUUGCCACCAUUUGACCGGCAUUCAUGGGUUAGAAAGUGGGAGUCUAUUUUUUUUCUCUCCAGACAUUAUCACUAAUCCAAAAUAAGAUUACUUCCCACCAAAAGAAUUUCUCGAGAAAGUCUGUAACUGUAAGGGCUGACGGUUUCAGAAGUACGGCGGUGGGGAUGUGCGUCUGUGGGGCUGUGGCGUGAGAAGUGGUGUGGUCUCGGCAAAUUCGAGCUUACUCACUGAGGUAGUCUCGCAAAAUGUGAUUAAUGGAGCAGGAAGUAAUAAUUAGUCGAGUAAAUUGUUUUUAUAUAGGCCCUAUAACCCCUGUUAUUUCCUUUAAACAUACACACAGUAUACAGUGACUAAUGUGCACGUUCAGUAUUUCAUAUGUGUGUGUUAGUAAGGGCUUCAGGUGGUGGCGGUCGAAGGAGAGGGGGGUGUCUUGCUUUUGAGAUGAGAGGGGGGAUUGCUGCAGUAAUUGUGGGCAGUCCACAGAGGGGUUGAGGAUAUUUAUUGGGGCCCUUAUAUGAAAUGUGGUAGGCGGAGAGGGAGGUGGUGGUGGUGGUGGGGGGGUCAGGCAGAAGGAAGGGGGCAGGAAAUGUAGGGGGAAGGGGGUCUAGAUGGGGAUAUCUAGCAGGGUCUAGUUAUUUAGAAAGCCACAAGGGAAGCCAGCUGCACUGAGGAAAGCUCCGGAUCAAAGAGCACCAGCCACCCUUGUAUGUCCCCUCCCUCCACUGUGACACAUCCACGUCUCGCUGCAUCAAAGAGCAACCUGGCUUUCAUUUGAAGGGACAGUCACUGUUUGGGCCACUUCAUCACGAAGAGCUUUAGCAGCCAGGUGGGGAGAGAGUAAGAACUUUAACAGAGAUACCCCCCAAAAAAUGAAGUAGCAGUAAACAUGGGGCAGGAGGUCACAGCAUGGGGUUGCCCCCCCAACACUUCUAAUUGACUUAUUUAUACAAGUCUGUAAAUCAAGCGCUUAUCAGUGGAGGACAACUUAAAGCGUACAUGAGGUGUUAUUUUUGUUUUUCACCUCCUAACAAAAACAAUAUGUCAGCUGUUAAAUAACACUGUCAAAUGUAAGGCUGUAAUCAACCAAAGAAAUUCUUGUGCGACUAAAACUAUGAAAUUUUCGACCAAAAAUCAACUAUUUGGGGGGGAUUUUUCUGCGGCAGGGGACGACUUGGAGGAGUGCGGCUCAGCGAGAUGAAAUUAUACUGAUAUCAGCACAAAAAGGCAAUUAAACACAAAAGGCAAGUUGAAACGCGCAAAAUAAAAAUAAACAUUCAGCAAACCAUCGUUGACGUUGAUUAACGUGGAUUUCUUCAAUCUUGGGUUGGGCGAAUCCAAAGUGGUGAAAACAAGGGAGUGUACUGAGACAGGCUGGUACCUGUGAAAUGGGGGUGCUCUGAAAACACCCCCAUUAGUACUUGGUACAUUCCUUCUCAUGAAAUUAACUAUAGACUGUAAAUUGACGCAGAUAAAAAAAAACUACCAAUGAGAAUUGUGGUUGACUCGGCACGUAUCGGCCAGUAAGCCGACCAGUUGACUAGGACUUUACAGCCCUAGUCAAAUGCAAAAAUUGACUUGCAACAUCCAUCACAGUGUAUCGUAGCGCGGUGUUCGGUGCAAGUCCAGUUGAAUAGAAGUCUUCCUUUUUGUAAAGAGCUUCUGUUGCUUUGAACAAAGAGACUACAGAGAUUGUUAAGACUGGGUUACUUCCUUAAAGCUCACACUGAAUCAACUCUUUCAGGUUUAGUUUGUUUUAGUUUAAUUUGGCAGUUUUAUCAACACAGUAUUUGUGAUCUGUCAGGACUUGACUCAUCGCUGCAUUAGACUGAAUCAGGCACUACAGUGUCAAAGCUAAUCCCAGCUUGUUCAGCGUAUUUGGUUUCGUGUUAAACCAUCGAAGUUUGCUGUACUAGCAUUAUAACGUUGCCCCCGACAACAAGUCUGUUGGGCCCUUGUAUAUUGUCAUUAGGGAUGCGCAAUAUGGAUUUUCUACCGAUAACCGAUGAAAACAUGAUCCUGAUGAAGCAUCCAGCCAUCGGGUCAUCUAGCUAACGUCGUCACUAGGUUGAUCUCAGAAGUCCAUUUAGCUGAGGUAAAACUUCACUAUCACUGAUGUUGUUAGUCAGGCUGUGAUUGUGUGUAGAGGUCACAUCAUACAGGGCAGGUCCGGACAUGUCUGUGAAGUGCAAGCAACUAGGGAUGCUGCUCCAAAUCAAUCAUUGGCAGGUCUUCUUCUGCUACAGAAACGAUGAGUCAUUGAGUGAUGUACAUGUCUGUGGUUAUCUUCAAGUGUCCUUCUGCACUCACUGUUUUAUUGGUGCUAAUGCUAGUUGCUGAGAUUAUAGUUUUGCAUUUCUCUACCGCAUCUUUGCUGGGAAUAGGUCUCGUCAGGUGACUUUAAGAUUUGUUGCAAUGGUGUUAUCUCCCUGUGAAGCAGUGACGCCAUCUUUACUCGUCAUGGCUACUUAACUGUAAGGGCUUCCCUCAUAACAAAGAAGUUUUAAUGACACUCUGCCCAGCGCUGAGACUGACCCUCCUACUCUGUCUGAGGCUUUACAUUUUUAGUUAGAACUCUUGUUUCUCUGUUUCCUUGACAGCAUGCUGGCGGACAAACUGAACAUGUCCCCUGAGGAGGCCGAGAGAUGGAUUGUCAACCUAAUCCGCAAUGCCAGGCUGGAUGCAAAGAUCGACUCAAAACUGGUAAGAUCUUUCGAGUUUUUUCUCCGGUCUACCAGGUCAUUGCUCUGCUAAUUAACCAUAACUGCGGUAACAGUCAUGUAGCUCUUUUCGAUGCUCCUCCCGUGUCUUCAGAAGGAUAAAAAGCCAUUAUUUAUGUUCGUAUUUUGUAAUUGAAGAGCACACUGAAAGGAUAUGCCACCAUUAUAUUUCACCCUUGGUAGGACCCCUUCCUGAGGCUCCAUGUUGAACCUGCAUUUUUGGCCUUCACAUCACAACACUUCUCUGUAAUCAGCAAAUCACAGCCCAGUCCUCCAGAAUGACAUAGAAUUAUCUAGAUAUCCCUACAGUAGAUCUGAACAGGACCCACGCAGCCGCUGAUUGGUGCUUCUAGGUUGGAGUCUCUACAGGAUGGCGUGUCUGUGAGACCGAAUUUGAUUGGCUUAUUUGUUGUUAUUGAGAAUAUGCUGUCCAUUCUGUCCAUUUUUCAAGGGCCAUGUGGUGAUGGGGAACAACGCCGUAUCACCUUACCAGCAGGUGAUUGAGAAAACCAAGAGCCUCUCAUUCCGCAGCCAAAUGUUGGCCAUGAACAUUGAGAAAAAGCAGGCCCACAGCAACAAGAACGAGGUGAGAAUCACACAUACUGUACUGUACAUGAGGAAGAACGCAGUCACAGCGCUCAUGCGAGGAAAUCUCCCCCCCUUCUCCCAAUUGGAUUGCUUGAAGGUCAACAUGAACACAGGGCAGUUCAAAGCUUCUCAAAUGAUCAGCUCAGAGCAACAAGGCGAAAGAAUGUUGAUGAACAACCAUCAACAAAAGCUCUCUUUACACGGAAUAAGCCAGUAAGAGCAAGUUUAACAGAGCUAACGCUUUCAUCCCUCCAUUGCUCUUCAAAGGCCUAAUGACAAGGUAGAAUCCAAACAACCAUAAAACGAUGCCGGAGCUCUGUGACUCAGCUCAGCAACGUAAAUAAGGUGGACCCUCACUCUGACUUUGGGUGAACAUUACUCAAAGCCUGGAGUUCCCUGCACUUAGGACCUGCUGCAGAUGUCUGGCUGAGGGUCCAGUCAUCCUAUUUAAGUGUGUUUUUGAUGUUGACCUUGUGCAUUUUAGUGGUAUGCAGACCCUCCGAGCACCGCAGCUCCACAGAAUGUCAUAAUCACGCACAUCCUCUGAACCGCUGGCCGCCGCUUCAAACACUCCUUGAAGACACGCACGUGUGUCAGAGCAGAUUGAUGGGUCGGUUCCUUCAUCAGACACCUGACAGCUCCCAAGGCCACAGAGCUCCAGCAGACACGUUAAAUGUUCACUGUUUAACCGAGCUGCUCUUGAGUGGCCGUCUUUUGAUGUGCUCAAUUAGCCUCCUCCCUAUUGUUUGAAUAUCUGCAGCAGGAGCGCAGCCAUAACCCAUAACCCUGUCCUGUAAAAAAAGCAAAACUCCCCUCAUUAAGGAGUUUUGGUAAUUAGACAAAAAGAGGCCGCAAACAGCUCACAGAGCACCAUUACGGCCCGCUGUCCUCAAGGCUACAAAUCACUUACAUUUAGAGAACAUUUACUGCCCACCAUCUGGGCGGACUGCUUAGGGUCCCUGUCAACUCUCACAGCCACCCAGAGCUCACCAACAGAACACACACGUUUACGCACACCGCUACAAGGAAAACUGCAGCUCUUAACUGCUUGCACAUGUACACAGCUUUUUCGACAUUUCCCACAAUCAGCAACAAAAUUCUGUUCUGAUCAGUCUCAGCAAUCUUACAAAUGGUCUCAAUCUUAUUUUUCUUUCACGCUUUUUCUUCCAGACACCAAACUGGGCCGGUCAGGACGCCGGAUUUUAACAACACAACGAAGAUGGAUCCGUCUUACUCACUGUAUGACAUCUUUUUCUCCCACACUUGUCUUGUAAGGGGCACGGUGCUGCUUUGCACUUGGUUCAAGUCAUCACCAAUUCAAUAAAAGUGACCAACAAAACCAUUUUCA
Molecule: messenger RNA, 32343 nt
Organism: Xyrichtys novacula (pearly razorfish)
Lineage: Eukaryota; Metazoa; Chordata; Actinopteri; Labriformes; Labridae
Source: the annotation of a GenBank genome assembly